GAGCUUAAUUUCCUCCUCAACUCACCAUUUGAGCUUUUGUUUCUGUCUCUCACCACAUUCAGUGUGGCCCUGCGUGCAUCAUUGGUGAACUGACUGUUCGUGAAGUAAUUGGAUCACUGGUGCACCUUCUGCCUCGUCUUAUUGAGCAGAUUACCUUCUGUGAUUUUGCUCUGUAAGGCCAGACAGAACUGUCACUUUGAGAAAUGUAUUGUGCAGUGCUCUGACAGGGCUGGUGAAUUUCCCCUCUUCUCUCUCGCACACGAACCCGAUGCAGAUCACUUUUUGGAUGCUUGAAAUGCAUCUACAGUGACAUUUGGAUUUACUUGCUGAAGAAAUUUGAUCCCCCUGGAAUUAUAGCUGUGUACGGUUUGGUGAAUUUGCUUUGCAGUGUGGUCACGGCUUUUUCUGGAGGUCACGGAAGACUGGAUGUUUUUUGAAACCUCUUUUGUCGGUGGAGUAGAGAUUACAUUGCAGCGAACGUUUUAAAGGGCAAAACGAUACUAAAGGUGCCCGACCGUGACUCGCGGCCAUGGAGAUGGGUAUGCGUGUUGUGCGUGGCGUGGACUGGAAGUGGAACAACCAGGACGAUGGAGAAGGGCAUGUCGGUACAGUGGUGGAGAUUGGCCGUCAAGGGAGCCUCACGACGCCAGAUAAAACUGUGGUGGUGCAGUGGGACGGUGGCACCAGAACAAAUUACCGGACCGGCUACCAAGGAGCUCAUGACCUUCUUCUGUACGACAAUGCACAGAUUGGUGUGCGCCACCCCAACAUAAUCUGCGAUUGUUGCAAGAAACACGGCAUCAUGGGGAUGCGAUGGAAAUGCAAAGUUUGCUUUGACUACGAUCUGUGCACACAGUGCUACAUGAACAACAAGCACGAUCUCGCCCAUUCGUUCGAACGCUACGAGACUGCACAUUCACAGGCUGUUACUGUUGGCCCUCGGCAGAACCUGCCCAGAAUUGUACUAAAGGGGAUUUUCCAGAGCGCUAAAGUUGUUCGUGGGCCGGAUUGGGACUGGGGAAAUCAAGAUGGUGGCGAAGGAAAAACAGGGAAAGUAGUUGACAUUCGAGGCUGGGACACGGAAUCCGGUCGCAGUGUUUCAAGCGUCGCGUGGUCUAACGGAACUACUAACGUGUACCGAAUGGGUCACAAGGGCAAGGUCGACUUGAAAUAUGUGACAGACGCUACAGGGGGCUACUAUUACAAAGACCAUUUGCCAAAGUUAGGUGACCAUGCUGAGAUCCAGAGGCAGGAGAGUGCUGAUGGGCACUCGUUCCAGAACGGUGACAAGGUGAAAUGCCUCCUGGAGGUGGAUAUUCUGCGGCAGAUGCAGGAAGGACACGGAGGGUGGAAUCCUAAAAUGGCUGAGUAUGUGGGUCGGAUCGGGACUGUGCACAGAAUAACCGAUCGAGGAGAUGUGAGAGUGCAGUACAGCAACAACAUUCGAUGGACUUUCCAUCCUGGGGCUCUUACAAAGGUCGACACGUGCACAGUGGGAGACAUUGUGCGUGUGAUGGAUGACCUGGAAACAGUAAAAAGACUCCAAGCGGGCCACGGGGAAUGGACGGACAGCAUGGCUCCUGCACUGGGACAGGUGGGGAAGGUAUUGAAAGUGUACGGUGACGGAGAUUUGCGUGUGGGGGUUGGCGGUCAAACCUGGACCUUUAACCCCGCCUGUGUGACCACUGCACAGCCAGGAGAGGUGGACGCCAACCUCAUGACCACCGACAGCACAAAUGAUUCAGCAAGCACAGUGAUCUCCGUGCUAGAAAAGUUGCUGUCACAGUCAACCGACCCGGAUAAUCCUGGGCGGGUAGUGAUCGAGGCUGCUCAUGGGAAUGCCACCAAAGUGCGAGAUUUGGUUCAGAAAUAUCCAGAAAAGGUGGACAUUAAGAAUCAGGGGAAGACGGCACUGCAAGUGGCUGCUCAUCAGGGACACAUCGAGGUGGUGAAGGCCCUCCUGCAGGCAAAUGCAAAGCUCGAAGUUCAUGAUGAGGAUGGAGACACAGCACUGCACUAUGCAUCCUUUGGAAACCAGCCUGAAGUGGCCCGGCUGCUUCUCUCCAAAGGUGCCAACGUCAACCUCCUGAACAGUUCUACCUGCACAGCCCUGCACAUCGCAGUCAACAAGGGCUUCUCAGAGGUAGUCCGGACACUCUGUGAACACGACUGUAAUGUCAAUCUCCAGGAUUCAUAUGGGGACACACCGCUUCAUGACGCGAUCGCUAAAGACUAUAGGAACAUCAUCGAGAUCCUGACCGAGAUUCCAAGCAUUGACUUCACCCAACAAAAUAAUCGUGGCUUCAACUUACUGCACCACGCAGCCUUAAAAGGCAACAAACUAGCCACGGAGAAGAUUCUCGCUCGAGCCCGGCAGCUUGUGGACGUGAAAAAAGAAGAUGGGUUUGCUGCUCUACACCUGGCUGGCCUCAACAACCACAAAGAAGUGGCCGAAAUUCUCAUCAAAGAGGGUCAGUGUGAGAUUAACAUUCGGAAUAACCGUAACCAGACUCCUCUGCAGCUGGCGGUCACUCAGGGGCACUCUGACAUGGUGCAGCUGCUGGUCACCGCGGGCUGCCACGUCAAUGCCGAGGACGAGGACGGAGACACGGCCAUGCACGUGGCCCUCAGCCGCCAGCAGCUCGUCAACACCAUGGCAACGAGGGAGGGCGAGGGCUGCUCGCUGUACACGAGUUUGCAGACCUCUGGGCUGCUGGGAUCUGCCGAUCUGAAUGUCGGUGCCGUCAUAGCCUGUUUCCUGGCUCAGGAAGGGGGAGAUAUUAACUACACCAACUACAAGGGUAAAACGCCACUGGAUUUGGUCACCGAUGGAAGAAUUGUGCAGAUAGUCAAAAGUUUUGCUGAGAAAUUCAGGGGAUCUCAACAGCCAACAGGCACAGCUAUUCUCCGUCGAGUUCACACGACUCCGAACACGAUGACGAACCUCGCCAUGCCGGUGUCAACGGGCCUUUCGGAGUGUCUGGUGUGCUCUGAGCUGACCAUGCUCGUUCAGUUUUCACCCUGUCAGCACUGCGUAGUGUGCGAAGAAUGUGCUUUAAGAAUGAAGAAAUGCAUCAAAUGCCAAGUGACUAUAACAAAGAAAGUCCGACACGAUAACACAGAAGUCGAAAGCAACACCACGGCUGAACCUCCAGACCAGAGGAAGCUGCUGGAACAGCUGCAGUACAGAUACAGACAGAUGGAGGAGAGGAUAACUUGUCCUAUAUGCAUCGACAACCAGAUCAAGCUCGUGUUCCAAUGCGGCCACGGCUCGUGUCUAGAGUGCAGUGUGGCCCUGAAAGCAUGUCCGAUCUGUCGCCAGAACAUUCGAGAGAGGAUACAGAUCUUUGUUUGAUGCAUGGCAAGCCAUCUUUUCUAUCAUACUAUCGGAUUUCCAGACAUUUUCUGUACCUUUUACCGCAGUACGUUUGUGCUUGCUUCGUUGACUUCAGAUUUAACCCCCUCAGUACCACUGUUUGCAUCAGUCCCAUUUAGAAUCAUGUGGUUGCAUUUUUUUGGUACCAUUAUAUAUGCCGUAUUGAGCGAGAGACGAGAAUUGCAAAAAAUUUGUUUUUCCUUCUGCCCCUUCCUAACUUGAAACGAAUGUCCCGCUAUGCAAGAACUGGCGGGAAUUAACGCACUUCGAUAACAAAAGCAGCGAAACAGCGUACAGAACGCAAAGUAAAUUUCCCAACCGCCCCAAAUGCCGCUCUGUUAAUAGAUGCUAAUGCUUGAGACGUGCGCCCAGUCGCAUUCAAGAGACCUGCUGCGUAUGUAUUUAUAUAAAAAGUGCACACUGUAAAAAAAAUCCUUAAUCUAACCACUGUGGUUCAUAGUCUGUUGUAUAUAUUUAAAGAUCCUAGGACUAUAAAAAUGAACUUCAAUCUUCCAGAUACAAUGCCUUCCAGCCAAACGUUAGCAGCCAUACAGGGGCUUCUAUAAGGAUACAAUUACUUCCGUAUACAUAUAUAUCAUUAAUUAUAUGACUUUUUGGGGGGACGAAACCCAACUUUUUUUUUUGCUAUUUUCCACUGCAUUCUGCCAUUUUCGUUUCGGUAUGCGUGGUCAUAAUCAAGUACAAUAAUUCCUCGUACCAUGUCCUAAAAAGGUGGUAACAAAUGACAGAAUGUGUGUGGAGAACCCUGGCUAGUUGAUUCACGAGAGAGAGCGAGAGAGAGAAAAAAAAAUCAGAUAAAAAUCUAUAUUUUUUUCCCCUGUUGAUAUUCAGUGCAGUCUUUUUUGACCAGAUGGGAACCUUGCAGAGAAUAUAUUGCACAUCGAUUCUGCUGGUGUCUUGGCCAACAGUACCCUCCCCCAAAUACAAAUUGCUCGCUUCGCCUCACGUGGCUGUUGAUGGGUCAUUGCUGUGUUCAAAUUUACUGUUGCAUUCGCCGUCAAAAAUAUCUGGUCGCUACACAGUACAAUCCAGUGAAGUGAUUUGAGAUAUCCUCCCGAUGUAAAAGAUCUCUGUAUCAAAUGGAAGAUUGUUCUUAUUACCCUUGCACAUUUUGCCGUCAAUGCUACCCCCUUUUUAAAAGUACCGGUACUUUAUAUUUGAGCCAUUUAGACUGGCACACUGAAUCCUAUUUGACUGAAUAUCCAUUUGGCUGAUCGUAAGCAAAAUCAAGUGAUGAAUGUCUGCAAGAAAGGGAUCGCUGUCAAACUUUACAACCCAACUAAUGCAUUUUUCUUCUUAAAAAUGAGUACGCUUGAUUUGAGUGCUAUUUGCAGAAGUAUAACUUUAUUCGGAGCCAGGUUUAUAUGUUUAUUAUUUAAGUAUUUCAGAAAGAAAUUUAUUCUCCUCUCUGUUUUUAAAAGGAGAGAUCGCAAAUGCAGAUCCGUCCGAAUGGAGACUCAGUGUAGUAAUAGCAAUUUGCACAUAAAUGUCUACAGUAUGGUGUACUGUGCCACCGACACCUAGUGGCAGAAUAUCACUGUUACACUAACAUUUGUUCGUCCAAUAUGAUAUUGAAUACACUUGUCCAUAUGGUUCUAACGUUUGAACGUUCACAAGUCACCUUAUGUCAGGAGCCAAGCUCCUGGCCUGUGUUUGGACUAACCACUACAUUCUGUUGCAAGCAAUAAACUAAUUGGAAACCUAAAGGUAAAACACUGUUGAAAAGGGCACUUAAUAGAUUUGGUAUCGUAAGGAUGUUCAUUUUUUUUACACACAGUUUUGACAGAUUAAGGUGUCAGUGUACAAAAGAUAUCUAAUGCUGUUUAUGCCAUUCCCCUUAAACGAAAGCAAGUUCAAAGAAAAUUGCCACCUUGGCAAAUUGGAGGGGGAAUCGCGUUUUAAACACAAAACCAACUCGACACACUGCAGUCUCGGAACUAAAAUGGUGCUUCAUUUAGAUUGAGUGGUGAUGACUUGUGUCUAUUGUUACUGAUUGAAGGUCGUGGUUUUAUUGCAACCAAGAGUUUCAAGGCGUCUUUCGUAUUAAAAACAUUUUUCAUUAUUGCUUUACAAUGGGAACUCCUUUUGGAAACAAGUAACGGAAAGGUGGCUUUUUAUAAGCAAUCAUGUUCAGUAAUAGACCCACUUUCCCCCCUCUCCCUCUCCUCCCCCACCCCCCCAAGUGAAACUUCAUAGAAUUAUGUGAGUGUCAUUUUUGAUUUAUUUAAUCUUGGGCCACCGUGAGCUCAAAUACUUGUGUCUAUUUAAUAUUUCCUGUGUUCAAAAUAAGGUCUAGCAGAUCAAGAUAAGAGCUCGGGAAAUGGAACGGGGGAGAAUAAUAGCGAUGAGAAGACUUGUACUAUGAUUUGCUUGCUGUAUACCUUGUACGUGCAUUUGUGUGAUCUGUGCAUCGACGUAGCUUUUCCUUACCUGUUGAACGGAUUUGUGUGUCAUUUUAUUGAGGCGUCACAUAACGAUGCAGCCUUUAUAUCCAGCUCGAGUUUUACUGUCAGUAAAGCAUAUGUGCCAAAAGGUUUGUGUCACUGUGGAGACGGCCUGGUCAGGAAUUAACUGUUGAAAUAAACGGGUGAUUUCUUAAUGCCUGGAUCUCACAGGCAUGUUCCUCGUUUUCUUUUUUUUCCCCCCCACUUCUUAAAAAAAAUCUUAAUGCCGCAGAAAUUUGUAGCCGCUCGAAUUGAUAUCGUUGAGAGAGUCUUUCUGCGAAGGGCAGAUUGUUUUUCACCUGUUGCUAAGUGUUGGUAGACUAUAGGAUUUUAAGGUUGACUUAAAUCGGAGUGAGAGAGAGAGAGAGAGAUUGCGCUGCAUGUCUUCACAGAGAUAUUAUUUCCCCAACGAUUGUUCAGGUUGUUGUUGCUUUAUUCACAAAAAGGGUCAAAUGUUCCAAGAUUUGUAACAUGAGGGACUUUGAAUCACAAGAAGCUGCUUCCUCGCAAGCUAAGACCACUAGCAAACAGGUUUUUAAAAACGUGGAGUUUGUCUUAACGACCAGCAAUGAUACCAGUACCUGUCACCUUCAUCGACUGUUUUCAUCGUAAUUUGCUUUCCCAGCUCCGAUUUAAGAUUUGUCCGACAAAGUCUUAAGAUUGCAAAGCCCCCCCCCCGCCCAUGUGUCUACUCCUCCGCAUCGUAACAUUACCGACGAUUUGAUGCCUGAAACGAAACAGCGGGUAGUUAAACAAACUGAUUUUCGUACAGGUUAAGAGAACGGAAACCACGAGAAGACGGGAGUUCCCAAAGGGUAUUGUGUUUUAGCUUCACUUACAUUUACUUACAUUAGAGAUCUUGGUGUCAUUGCCUUACCAUCAUCUGCUGGGCUUCUGUCUCCACAGAACAAAUUGUUGAAGUUGUGUAUGUUGUGAAUAAAUUAUUUUGAAUUACAA
This is a messenger RNA of Callorhinchus milii (elephant shark), 6798 nucleotides long. RefSeq names its product MIB E3 ubiquitin protein ligase 2 (gene mib2). Gene Ontology annotation, cellular component: cytoplasm. Gene Ontology annotation, biological process: protein ubiquitination. The record is from RefSeq and is a predicted model, not a curated record. NCBI's taxonomy places the organism in Eukaryota, Metazoa, Chordata, Chondrichthyes, Chimaeriformes, Callorhinchidae. The coding region runs from base 530 to 3355 and encodes 941 amino acids. Gene Ontology annotation, molecular function: zinc ion binding; ubiquitin-protein transferase activity; protein binding. The transcript has 19 exons.